GACACGGGGAGAGGGAAAGUCCAGACACACAGCGGACUGGAGUAGCGAUCACAGCGGACGUUCACUGACGGAGUCUCCUCCUGAACCGAAAGAUACGAUGGCUUCAUCUUCAGAAUCUUUAUACUUCAGUCAGCGAGAAAUCAAUGAACUGAAGACUAGUUAUGAGCAGGGUGGGCUGAGCGAGUUUGCGACACAGAUUGUGAAGAAAUUGAAUGAUAUAGAAAAUGUAAAGCUUAACAUCGCUGUGACAGGGGAAACAGGUGCAGGGAAAUCAACCUUCAUCAACGCCAUGAGGGGGCUGCGGGGCUGCGAUGAGGGUGCAGCUGAAAUCGGGAACAUUGAAACCACAAUGGAGCGAACUCCAUACAAACAUUCCACCUUCCCUAAUGUUUGCUUCUGGGACCUGCCGGGAUUUGGAUCAUUAAAGUUUCCAAUGAAGGAUUACGUGAGCAGAAUGGAAUUUACGACAUACGAUUUUUUCAUAAUAAUCUCAAAUGAUCGAUUCACCGAAAAUGAUGCAAAUGUCGCCAAGGAGAUUCAAAACUUGGAGAAGAAGUUCUACUUCGUACGAAGUCAACUUGACAAAAAUUUCAGUUCUUUAAAAUUGCAGGGUAUAGAUUUUGACAGAAUGACGGAACUUGAAGAAAUGAAACAAAACAUAAGUUGUGGUUUGACGGAAGUCGGGAUUUCAAACCCCAAUAUUUUCCUGAUAUCAAGCCUUAACAUAAAUGAGUUUGAUUUUCCUCAGUUAAAAGAAACGCUUGUAAAUAAUCUCAAUGGAAUAAAGAAAGAUGUUCUAUUGAUGUCACUUCCAAGCACAACAGUGAAGAUUGUGGAGCAGAAACGAGCCCAGUUGGAGAACCGUAUCUGGAUGUUGGCAACAGUCUCAGGAGUUGUGGGAGCGGUGCCCCUUCCCGGAUUGUCUUUCGCCGUUGACCUCGGGAUACUAGUCACUGCAAUAAUAGAUUUCCGCAAAAGUCUCGGCCUGGAUGAUGCCUCCCUUCAGAGACUGGCCAAUGUCGCAAAGAAACCUGUGGAAUUUCUGAAAGCAGAAGUGAGAACCCCACUGGUGGGUGAAAUAAAUGUGGAGUUUGUGAAACGAAUGUUGUUGCGUUCCAGUAUUGUUGCUGUUUCAGUGGUGGAAAUGGCCCUUAACAAAAUACCAGUAAUUGGCUCCAUCUUCGGGGCAGUAUCGUCAUUUGGAAUGACUUACACGCUGCUGACCGACGUACUGGAUGAACUUGUGGACAAUGCCCAGAGAGUGGUGAAAGUUGCAUUUGCCACUGAUCCUAGUCAUCCACAAUAACGAAUCCGUUACUGAGUUGCUGCAAGUCAUCGCGGAUGCUGGAAUGGAAAAUAAAUAUCAUCUUUCACAUCUUCAUUAAAUUCCAAAUUAUUUCACAGCUGAUGAAUUAUUUUAAAAGCUGUUGUCACUGCUGUAAUCUUCACAACCAAUUCACUGCAAACACCUUAAGCGCACCAACCCACCGGGGAACAGAAGAUAACUCUCCCGGGGAGACUCAGUGUGACGUUGCCACCUCGUUCAACAAGCUCUCACCAAUGAAACCAUAUCAACAUCUAGUCAAACCUCCAAGGGGCUCGAAUGUUUCAAAAAGACGACAUCUUCUUCCAGUCUCCAACGAAUACAGAUCUAACUUCUUCUGUCUUACAUGAGAAGAUGAUCUUCUGAUCCCAGUGGGCUGAGUGUGUUGUGCUGUUCUGUACAAUUGGCCAACUAAAACUAUGCACAACAUUCUAGAUAUUCUAGUUACAAUUAUGGCAACAUUUCCCUAUUUCUAAACUCCAACCCCAUUGCAAUAAAAGCCAACAUGCCGUUAGCAUUCUUAACCUCUUGUUUCACCGGCCCACUAGUCACUUGUACCUCAUGGAUACAAACAUCUACAUAUUUAUGUGUCUGCUUUAUCUACAGACUUUCUCCAUUUAGAUCACAUCCGGCUUUAGAUUUGAAGUGGCUUUGCUCACUCAUUCAACCUAUCUACAUCAUUUUGUGGAGUCUAAAUAUCCCCAUCACCCCCUGCCAUCCCAGGUAUCUCUCACGUCCUUGACCAACCUGGAUACCUUGUACACUGCUCUCUCCUGCAAACCAUUCACGAAAAUAGAAAGUUACAUUCAGCCCCUUCAGUUGCGUGGGUUUUCUCCGGAGCUCCGAGAUCCUCCACACUCCAAAUAUGUGGUCAUUUGGAGAUUAAUUGGAGUCGGUAAGGAUUGUAACAAUGUCCCCAGUGUGUGUAGGAUAGUGAUCGUGUACGGGGUGAUCGAUGGUCUGCACGGAAUCAGUGGGCCGAAGGGCCUGUUUCCACGUUCUCUCUAAACU
Messenger RNA from Amblyraja radiata (thorny skate), 2335 nucleotides. RefSeq names its product interferon-inducible GTPase 5-like. The transcript is spliced from 2 exons. Gene Ontology annotation, molecular function: GTP binding. Lineage: Eukaryota; Metazoa; Chordata; Chondrichthyes; Rajiformes; Rajidae. The record is from RefSeq and is a predicted model, not a curated record. Gene Ontology annotation, cellular component: membrane. Bases 98 to 1306 code for a protein of 402 amino acids.